AUGAGGAUCCUCAGCAUUGUUUUAUUGCUUUUGGCCGCACUCUUCAGCCUCUCCAGUGCCUACAAUCAUCACCGAUUAGACCUUGACGAGAUUUUGACAGAGCUCGAGACGAUGGCCGAACGCGAGCGACUAGCGCGAGCCAUUGUGGAGCGACGUGAGCGUCGAUCAAGCGAGAAGAAAAGUUACCCCAGGAACUGUUACUUCUCGCCGAUUCAAUGCCUCUUCACGAGAAAUAAU
Messenger RNA from Mesorhabditis belari, 237 nucleotides. NCBI's taxonomy places the organism in Eukaryota, Metazoa, Nematoda, Chromadorea, Rhabditida, Rhabditidae. The record is from the annotation of a GenBank genome assembly.